AUUUUUGAUAUAAUUCGGGAAAAUGAAGAACGGAAAGACAAUAAUCAUUAAUGGAGAAGACGUCAGCACAAUUGGUGCUGGUUUUCGAAUUUCAAGGGAAUCCAAACCUGAAACAAGGCUCAAGCCACUCCUACAAAUCGGAUCAAAGCAAUACCUCACUAAACAAAGAAAUUAUACAAUUUCGAAAAGAAAAAAUUCGGUUAAUUCUGAAUAUGAUGAUGUAUGUGUGUCUUCCAGGAUGCCUCAAAGAGAGCUAAAAGGAGAAUUUAUGACCAGGAGGAAGUCUAGAAAAAGCAGGAAAUUUGUCGGUAAUCAAUACUCCAGUCUUAUGAACUACUCUAACCAUAAGAAGGAAUCCAAGAGCAAUUCCAGGCUUGCCAAAGUCUGAAGUUCGUUUGAAGUUGAGAGAAUGAAGCAAAGAGAAAUAGAAUCUGCUAUAAAGAGGAGAUACUUAAUGAGGAUAAAUAAGUCUGCAGCGAAACUUCACGAUGACGAGGACCUCUCUUGGAUUAAGGAUUGCUUAGAAACAUCAGAGGAGAAUGCAUCUCCUUCUCCACCUCCAAGAUUCAAACUUAAUCUGGUAAACCGGAUGGGGUGAAUUUCUGAAAAAUAAAUACCAGAUUCAUAAGCUGUUACACAAGAUCUUCCAUGAACACAAAUUUGGUAGAAAGAAGUUGAUUAACAAAAACUGGAGACAACUAGCUGAGACCCCAAGUACCUUAGACAUUCUCAAGAAAAAGGAGAAGGUAAACCGCAAAAAUCUGCGCAAAAUCAGGAAGCUUCUGCAGAGAAGAAUAAAGGCACAGAAGUCGAUCUAACACCUCAUCCCCUCUGAAAUGGCCCAAAUAUAAGCGUUAAGUUACAUUUAAUGUAUUU
Moneuplotes crassus is the source of this 876-nucleotide messenger RNA. The record is from the annotation of a GenBank genome assembly. NCBI's taxonomy places the organism in Eukaryota, Ciliophora, Spirotrichea, Euplotida, Euplotidae.